CCCCUCAGCUCUGGGCCCCGCCUCGUCGCGCCGGCUGCUUCUUCGCGCCCGCCCGACUUCCCAGCGGCCCCGUGCGGCCCGGGCAUGCCCAGUGCGGGCGCAGCGGCCCCGGCCCUGGAAGCGCCCCGGCGGAGCGGGCCCGCGGUGGGCGAGGGGCCGGGCCGGAGCCGCGGCGGCGGAGCUGCGGAUCCUUCAUGAUGAGAGAUUUGGGGACACUUCUCUCUCCUCUGUGUAGCUGAUAGUUUGGUGGUGAAGAAUGGCUGACAGUGUCAAAACCUUUCUCCAGGACCUUGCCAGAGGAAUCAAAGACUCCAUCUGGGGUAUUUGUACCAUCUCAAAGCUAGAUGCUCGAAUCCAGCAAAAGAGAGAGGAGCAACGUCGAAGAAGGGCAAGUAGUAUCUUGGCACAGAGAAGAGCCCAGAGUAUAGAGCGGAAGCAAGAGAGUGAGCCACGUAUUGUUAGUAGAAUUUUCCAGUGUUGUGCUUGGAAUGGUGGAGUGUUCUGGUUCAGUCUCCUCUUGUUUUAUCGAGUAUUUAUUCCUGUGCUUCAGUCAGUAACAGCCCGAAUUAUCGGUGACCCAUCACUACAUGGAGAUGUUUGGUCGUGGCUGGAAUUCUUCCUCACGUCAGUUUUCAGUGCUCUUUGGGUGCUCCCCUUGUUUGUGCUUAGCAAAGUGGUGAAUGCCAUUUGGUUUCAGGAUAUAGCUGACCUGGCAUUUGAGGUAUCAGGGAGGAAACCUCACCCAUUCCCUAGUGUCAGCAAAAUAAUUGCUGACAUGCUCUUCAACCUUUUGCUGCAGGCUCUUUUCCUCAUUCAGGGAAUGUUUGUGAGUCUCUUUCCCAUCCAUCUCGUCGGUCAGCUGGUUAGUCUCCUGCAUAUGUCCCUUCUCUACUCACUGUACUGCUUUGAAUAUCGUUGGUUCAAUAAAGUGGCUGCCUUUUCUCUAUCCUCUUUCCUUUAUUCAUUAUCAGCGCCAAUGAAGCAAAGACCCCUGGCAAAGCGUAUCUCUUCCAGUUGCGCCUCUUCUCCUUGGUGGUCUUCUUAAGCAACAGACUCUUCCACAAGACAGUCUAUCUGCAGUCAGCCCUGAGCAGCUCCACUUCUGCAGAGAAGUUCCCUUCACCGCAUCCAUCACCUGCCAAACUGAAGGCUGCUGCAGGCCACUGAGUUGCCUGCCAUCCAAAGGGGAUGGGCGGGAUUGGAAGAAAGCUGUGGCAGCUCUUUUCCCUGUUCACCUCCCCCUGCCAGGGAAGGCAGGACCCACUCUGCCAAGGGCCCUCUGCGUAUUCCCUUCUCUCUGAGGAAUUGAAAUUUUUGUCUCUGGUGCACGUAAGGCAGAAUGUUCCCUGACACCAGUGUGUGGAUUUUUAACAUCACCGUGAGUCUGAAAGGACCACAAGUUUUUCUGCAGCUAUUUUCUAGCAUUUGCCAGUCCCUGUGCCUGGACUGAUUUGAAUACUUUGUUUUUCUCCCUGUGCCAUUUACCCUUCCACCUUUCCAUCCUGCCUUCUACCACCCUUGGAUGAAUGGAUUUUGUAAUUCUAGCUGUUGUAUUUUGUGGAUUUGUUAUUUUUGUUGUUUUUCUGUGAAGCACAUACAUUGGAUAUGGGAGGUAAAGGAGUGUCCUAGUUGCUCCUGGUCACUCCCUUUAUAGCCAUUACUGUCUUGUUUCUUGUAACUCAGGUUAGGUUUUGGUCUCUCUUGCUCCACUGCAAAAAAAAAAAGAAAAAAAAACCCUGAAGAGAUGAGAUAGGAGGAAAGACCUCACAGCCAGUUCUGCUGGGUUUUGAGGAGUGAUUUUCUUUCUUCCCCUUGAAGGGGAAAAAGCUAUUUUCACUGGUACAUUUAAAGUCCCCCAACUAUGGGGAGGUACCAAUUCUGGACAAGUGCCACUGCAACAACACUAAACCUGAACUUUUCAACUCCGUUGGGGGUGGGAGGCGGUGGGCAGAAAUUUACUAUUGGCCACUGCCAGGUCUGUUUCAUAUUUCAAAGGAAUAUUGGGUGCUGCAAAUAGGAACUGAAGGGGUAAAUGUAUUAAACCUGUGAUUGGUUGUUUUCCUGUCAUUUUAAGAGACUAAAUGUGGGAGGCAGAUGUCAAAAUACUUGUACAAUUUUAAAAUGUCACAAUUAAACGUGAGCUGGUUUCCCACAAAGUGUGUAAUGGUUGAAUUUGCAAAUCAUGAUCUUGAGAAAUGUAUUCAUGGAAUAUAAGACUUUGUCUUGGAUAAUUUAGUAGUUUUGAGGAAUUAGCCCUGAAAAAUGUUCCCUGAGAAAGGCUGGAUUAUAUGAUUAUAAUCACAUUUAUAUUUGGUGGAAGACUCAGAUUGUUAUUUGUUCUAAAGUCUAUAUGUACAUUGCUACUGUGUAUUCAUGCAGUGGGAAAGACCCUCCUAGAUAUUGGUGUAUUGAAUAUUAAUCGAGGGAAGCCAGUAAACAUCUGGUUAACAGAGACCUUUACUAUGUGCAAGACAAAAUAUGGAAUUAAAAAUUGUUGCUGGG
This is a messenger RNA of Macaca mulatta (Rhesus monkey), 2502 nucleotides long. The record is from RefSeq and is a predicted model, not a curated record. Lineage: Eukaryota; Metazoa; Chordata; Mammalia; Primates; Cercopithecidae.